AUCCGAGGUAUCUCGCAACGCCAUGGACUUAGGGCUUAUAGCAAGCACAGCAGCGUCCUCCUAGCUGGAGCUGCCAAAUGCGCUGCCGCAAGGGCUCCUGCAUUGGCCCCGGCUCUGCUACGUGGAAAUUGUAGCUGGGAAUCGCCGAAUCGAGCAGCUUUGGUUGCGUCAACGGGCGCGAGGCGCAAUGCGUAAUAUCGCUCCAGCUCCAGCUCCGAUUCUAUCUUAGCGCUUGUUUCUAGAGGUGAAUCGCUGCUCGCGGGCCAGGGAUUUCGAGUUUUUAGGUAGUGGACACAUGUCUGGGAGUGGAACUCCAUCAUGAAAGAGGCAGUCUUGAUCGCUGCUGUCGCCGUGUUGAUAGCUCCUUGCAUCGUCCUCCUGGCGUGCGCAAUUAAGCGGCGUUGCUGCUCGGCCUCGACCGAUGAAGAGGAUGCAAAUGAGUCUCUCCUCUCCAAAGAUUUCUCCAUUGGAGAGACUCUCAAGCGCCCAAACUUUGGGAACAAGAAGGAACCCAGGAUUGAGGCGUCGGCCACCAUCGUCUCUCGCGACUCUCUAGUGGUUCCGAAUUUUCACGAAAGGCAUUCUCUACCAUCGUCGGGUACCGGCGCACAACACGCAGGUAGUAGCAUAAGCUUGGAAGUUCUUACUGGGCCUUCGGCGGGUAAUCGCCUUCUCAGAACAUUGCCGGAAGAUGGCGGACUCGCCUUGUCGAUCGGCCGGAUUUCUCAAAACGAUCUUGUGUUGAACGAUUCCGAGGUCUCCGGAAAGCAUGCAGUGAUAAAUUGGAACUGUGACGUUUCACGAUGGGAGCUUGUAGACUUGGGUAGUCUAAAUGGAACACUCCUAAAUCACAGGUCCAUAUCCAUUUCCGGACCUCGCAGACGUCGAAGCGCACCUGUUGGUCUUACCAGUGGUGACGUCUUGACGUUAGGAUCGACGUCUCAAAUACUCGUCCAUCUCUCAGCUUCGAAGGACGCCAAGUUCUCUGUAUCUUCGGUGCCAUUUGGUGUUGGGGUGGCUGCAGAUGCGAUGACUUCUCGGAGGGAAAGAUUGUCAAUGGAAGAUGUCUGUCACUGUGAGUGGCCACUGCGAGGACUUCAGCAGUUUGGAGUCUUUUGCAUUUUCGAUGGGCACGGCGGUCCUGCAGCAGCCGAAGCUGCUAGCAGGAUUUUACCACAGAAGUUGUCGGACAUUCUUACGGUGGAAGGAGAGAGGAUCGACGUCCUAACUCAAUGUGAUGCGGCUAAAGUUUUAAAAGAUGCAUUCAAAGAAACUGAAGAAGCCUUGAAUUGCGAGUACGAGGGUUGCACAGCCACAGUUCUUCUAUUAUGGUCAACCGUUGGUCAGGAGUAUUUCGUGCAAUGUGCCAAUCUCGGUGAUUCAUCGUGUGUUUUAAGUGUCGGAGGAAAGCCGGUUGUCUUGACAGAGGACCAUAGGCUUACUAGUCCAACAGAGAGAGCACGGCUUCUGGAAAUGGGACGAAAGCUAAAAGAUGGCGAAACGCGCAUCUGUGGGAUGAACAUAGCACGGGCUCUGGGUGAUAAGUUCCUCAAGGAGGAAGAAUCCUGCUUCUCGGCGGAGCCUUACGUGAGCAAAGUCCUCAAGAUUACCAAGGACAGCAAAGGUAUAGUAGUCAUGGGAAGCGACGGGCUUUGGGACGUGCUAAGCCCGAUCAGGGCUAUUCAGCUGGCGAUUGAGGCUCGGGACGGUCGGUCCACGAUCGAUGGCCGGAUGCCACUCCCACCGAUGAACGCCGAAGAGAUCGCACAGCUGCUCGUCGGCAACGCUCGUCUGCUCAAGACCAAGGACAACACGAGUGUGAUCGUGCUGGACUUCUCCCCGGCAUCGGCAACGAAUAACCCCAGCGUUUGUACACUAUGAUGCGGUGGAUCACGAAGAAGAUCCACGAGGAAGAAUCGAGUCGCGAAGAUGAAGCACAGAACAUUAGAGGAGGUAACAUUUUCCUGUACAUGGCUAGUAGCUAAUUGUUUUCUGGAGGCCUUCGAGCACAGACAGCCUGAUUGGAAGGUGUCUCGGUGCCCGAUUAGAGCUGAUGAUGAAAAUAUUCCUGGUUUGGCAUUA
Messenger RNA from Selaginella moellendorffii, 2082 nucleotides. Its product is annotated as protein phosphatase 2C 70. NCBI's taxonomy places the organism in Eukaryota, Viridiplantae, Streptophyta, Lycopodiopsida, Selaginellales, Selaginellaceae. The transcript has 11 exons. The record is from RefSeq and is a predicted model, not a curated record. Gene Ontology annotation, molecular function: protein serine/threonine phosphatase activity; protein binding; cation binding. Gene Ontology annotation, biological process: protein dephosphorylation. Bases 319 to 1881 code for a protein of 520 amino acids.